GGGUGUUAGGGAGUGAUGCUUUACUGCCCAUCUUCAGAUGCAUUUGCCCUGCCAUUCCAAGGAUGGAUGGUCCUCCUGCGUCUUUGCAGACUGGGAAAAUAAGGGCAGCAGCGAACGUGAGAACAAGCAGCUCGGAGAAGAUGAUGAAGAGGAGACCGUCAAGCACAAGGAGCUCAAACUGCGAAACUAUGAGCCUGAAGAUGAGGAGCUGAAGAAGAGGAAGGUGCCCCAGGCCAAGCCAGCUUCAGUGGAAGAUAAGGUGAAAGACCAGCUGGAGGCUGCCAAGCCGGAGCCCAUCAUCGACGAGGUGGAUCUGGCAAACCUGGCUCCCAGGAAGCCAGACUGGGAUUUGAAGCGAGAUGUUGCCAAGAAGCUGGAGAAGCUGGAGAAGAGGACGCAGAGAGCCAUCGCUGAACUGAUCCGAGAGAGGUUGAAAGGGCAGGAGGAGGAGCUGGCAUCCGCUGUCGGGUCAGCGAAGCAGGAGGGGAGUGACUCCGACUGAGCAGGUAUGUCGACAGCUGUGGGCCUGGGCUCUGCGGAUCUGCCUCUGCCGGUAACGCCGAGCCCAGCGCCUUCGGGUGGAGGCACCUCCCUGGGACACGCUGCCCACCAAGGCUUUGCCAGAAGCCCACGAAUCCUACCCUGCCCGAAGACGAGAGGCAGAUCCCAGCUGUCCUCUCUCCUGGACUGUGGCUGGCUGUUAAGGAACGCUUCAUAUGCAGCUUUUUGGGACCACGGGGGCUGAUGGGAGCAGGACAGACACCCACGUUAGCUUGAACCUAGGCUGUCAGGACUCAGAGCAAGGAAGAUUUGGGCAAAAAAGACCCACAGAAGGUAAAUUCAGGCUAACUCUCCUCUGGCUUGUAAGCAAGAAGAUGCCCAUACGGCCAACAGCAGCUCUUAGAGAGGCACACCCAUUUCCCAGGGGACUGAUACUCCUGUUCCUGCACAGAGAUGCCUUUUUCAAGGGGUUCCUUUCUACAGAAGAGCUGCUGUAAGUGCCGUAUGGGGAACAGCGAGGACUGUCACUCUGGUGAGCUGGCUCUGAGUAUUUGGGAACAUCCGUGGUCAGACCCAACCUGUGCAGAAUAACUCUGCUGGAAGGAUCCCUGCAACUUCGGACCCGUUGGCUGCUCUGUGUCCAGCUGAGGUUAACGUGAGGUUUAUUCUGUUCCUUGAAGUUUCCUGAUGCUCCAGGCUGCACAGUGUGUACCACUCCUCUAUGUGUUUUAUAAUUGACAAAGUUUGUUGAUAACAAAUCUUUUUGUAAUAAAACAGUCCCUCAGCGGAAGGAGUUGUCCCUUAUUCUGCAGAGGACUGUGUGGAGGCAGCUCAGUUCACCUUCCUGAUGUCUGUGGGGACUUCAGGUCGCUGGUCCCUGUCCCCUUUGCUUCCUCAGGACAGGGAGCAGUGGGUUUUUGUUUGUGGAAGUCUGAGGUGGCUGAGCUGUAGCUGCAGCAUGUCAAAGCCAACUCCUGGGUCAGAGCUGUGCCACGGAUGGGGCAGCCUGGGGCAAUGCCAACCUCGUGGUGCUGGAAGAAUCGAGGGGGUGGGAUGUUGCAGAGCCGAUGCUGCAUCUUCCCUGGGAACCUUUGCUGGGGCUCCUGGAGGUCUUGCAGGAUGGUUGCUCCUGAAUCUCUGCAGAGAGACCUGGACAGGCUGGAGCAAUGGG
Messenger RNA from Athene cunicularia (burrowing owl), 1672 nucleotides. It is a transcript of the gene CCDC12, whose product is annotated as coiled-coil domain containing 12. Lineage: Eukaryota; Metazoa; Chordata; Aves; Strigiformes; Strigidae. Bases 38 to 502 code for a protein of 154 amino acids. Gene Ontology annotation, cellular component: post-mRNA release spliceosomal complex; U2-type spliceosomal complex. The record is from RefSeq and is a predicted model, not a curated record. The transcript has 7 exons.